AUGUAUGAUAUUGGAGAAUUAUCCAUUGGGUCUAUAGUUGAGAACCUCAAGAAAGCGAGAGAGAUAGCACAUGGUCACCCUGGAAUUCCUGAAGAGCUAGGAUGUUACCUGCAGAAAGCUCUUGAUGCGGCAGGAGGAUUGGACCUUUACCUGACAAGAGAGGCAAGUUCUAACAGGACAACAUCAUCCAAGGAUUGCCUUUUGAAUGUCCAAUUCAGUGAAAUGAAGGUCAGGACUAAGGAAGAGCAGCUCUCAAACUAUGCAGAAGGGCAACUUCACAGAACGCUGGUGCGUAUGACAGGAGCCAAAACGAUUUUGAUAAUAGGAAGGCUAAAAGUCCCAUCCAUUUUGGCUAUGGCUGAACUGGUGCCAGAAGAUAGCAGCAUGACCAUAUGUGCCAUACAGCCCCAUUUUGGAGAAUCCAGCCAGGAGGCCUUUGAUUUCUCAGCUCAUGGCAACAAAAUGAGGGCACAAAUAGGACCAAUAAUGGACUCCUUGGAGGAGUUAGCAGCCGUGGGGAAAGAUUUUGAUAUAGUCUUUAUUGAUGCCGAUCAAAGGAACCCUGCAGAGUACUAUCGCUUUGUCAUGGAGAACCAUUUGCUGAGGAUGGAUGGGACGCUCUGCAUAGAGAACGCCCUCAUGAAAGGAGAGGCCUACCUGGAGAAUACAGCAGAUGAAAAUGUAUUAGGUGUCAAAAAACUGAAUCAAGUAAUUAAUUCAGAUCCUCACACGGAGCAGCGAACUCCUCUGUUUUGGUUACAAAAGGGCGUUGUGAAAGACGACGUGUUUUGGGGCCACCGUGGCCGCCGCAUCCUCGACCGCCUGCAGCUGGACGGCAAAGUCGCCUAUGUCACCGGAGGAGGCCAGGGGAUCGGCCGAGCCUUUUGCCAUGCGCUGGGGGAAGCAGGGGCGAAAGUAGCUGUGGCGGACCUGGUGCUUGCCAAAGCAGAGGCAGUAGCAUGUGAGCUGAGGCUCAAAGGGAUAAAAAGCAUUGCUAUAGCAGCAGACGUAAGCAGACCGGAAGAUGUGCAGAGGAUGCUUGCUACGAUCGUAGAUAAGUGGGGCACAGUCCAUAUUGCAUGUAACAAUGCAGGGAUCAACAUGAAUUCACCAAGUGAAGCUACCUCCCUGGAAGAAUGGGACAAAACUUUCAAUGUGAAUUUGCGAGGCUUGUUUUUGUGUUGCCAGGCUGCAGGCCGCAUUAUGCUGAAUCAAGGAUAUGGGAAGAUAAUUAACACAGCAUCUAUGGCAAGUUUAAUAGUUCCUCACCCACAGAAGCAAUUAGCUUACAAUGCUUCGAAAGCCGGGGUUGUAAAGUUAACUCAGACGUUGGGGACAGAGUGGAUUGAUAGAGGAGUGAGAGUGAACUGCAUUUCUCCGGGAAUUGUCGAAACACCGCUCAUCCAUUCUGAGGAGCUGAAACCUCUUGUGCAGUGCUGGCUCACGGACAUCCCAGCCGGAAGGCUGGCUCGAGUGACAGACUUGCAAGCUGCCGUCGUAUACUUGGCAUCUGAAGCUUCAGAUUAUAUGACUGGCCACAACUUAGUCAUUGAAGGAGGGCAAAGCUUAUGGUAGAAAAGGAAUGGAAACGCUCUUUCAAUGCAUACAGAGGAAUGACAGGCACACAGGAAAGACUCCCCUGAUCACAUUGCAGUUCUGCACGAGUUACGAGUUAUCAGCUUCUCUCUUGACAUUGUCCAUUAAUUCCUUCCUCCAAAAAAUAGAGCUUUUAAUUUCCAAACUGCUAUUUUAGACCCAAUCUACAGCAGCUCUUGUCUUAACAAAAGUCAGCAUGUAGAGGUUUGCUUAUUUAAAAAAAAGAAUCUGCCCUAGACUGAAUGCUAUACUAAUACACACACACACACACACACACUGAUUUUCCCUCUAUCGACACAUUCAGUUCAGUAGAGUAAACAGAUUGCCACUAUGCAAAUAAUUUUGUACUGAAAAAAAUAAAAAUAAAGUAGGAUCCUAUAUUUUAGCCAAUAGAGAAGACAUCCUGUUGCCAGCUUGAAUGUUGUGUUUGAAUCUUUGCUAAAUUACUGCUUCAAUUAAUCAAGAAAAUUUGUUGAUACUUCUACUGCAGCUGUAAUGUCAAAUAUAGGGGGGGGAUUGCACAGGGGGUGGGAAGAGAAAUGCUUGAAAUGCUAAGUUAUUCUUGCAGCAGGAUUUUGUCUUGAGAAAGUAAACUGAGGAUUGACAGCCAAUGUUUGUCGGUUUGUGUUGUAGGCCCCCCCCCCAGCUUUAAAUGGAAAUGAUUCCAGCAAUUGCUCUAAAAGGUGUUGGGAUUGCAUUCUGCAUUGCAAAAUUAAAAUCACUUUAUCUAA
This is a messenger RNA of Podarcis muralis (Common wall lizard), 2327 nucleotides long. The record is from RefSeq and is a predicted model, not a curated record. Lineage: Eukaryota; Metazoa; Chordata; Lepidosauria; Squamata; Lacertidae.